Molecule: messenger RNA, 1242 nt
Organism: Perkinsus marinus ATCC 50983
Lineage: Eukaryota; Perkinsozoa; Perkinsida; Perkinsidae
Product: Alcohol dehydrogenase, putative
Exons: 10
Coding region: 1-1242 (413 amino acids)
Biological process (GO): formaldehyde catabolic process
Cellular component (GO): cytosol
Molecular function (GO): S-(hydroxymethyl)glutathione dehydrogenase [NAD(P)+] activity; zinc ion binding
Source: RefSeq, a predicted model, not a curated record
AUGACCACUCCCACUACAGCUGGUAAGCCAAUCACCUGUCUGGCAGCAGUAGCAUUGGAGCCUAAGGAGGAAUACUGGGAUGAUGCUUUGAACAUUGAGGAGGUCAUUGUAGCCCCCCCUAAGACUGGCGAGGUUCGAGUCAAAAUCACCCACACUGCUCUGUGCCACACUGAUGCCUUCACACUAUCUGGUCACGACGCAGAGGGCAAGUUCCCUUGUGUCCUUGGUCACGAGGCGGCUGGCAUUGUUGAGAGCGUCGGGCCGAACUGCAGGUCUCCGGUGAAGCCAGGGGAUGUGGUCAUCCCUUGCUACCAGGCCCAGUGUUUUGAUGAGGACCAGGACAAGAAUACAUGUCCGAGGUGCCGAGGGUAUAAGGCUGGCAAGACGAAUCUUUGCGGGAAGAUCCGUGCAUACACUGGGGCUGGCGUCAUGGCCUGUGACAAUGGAACUAGGUUUACACUCAAGCGCACUGGAGAGCCCCUUUACCACUAUAUGGGCACGUCGACGUUCAGUCAGUACACUGUCCUGCAUGAGGAAUCGGUUGCUAUCAUAACUCCUGAGGCCCGAGAUAAACUCGAUAAAGUGAACCUGUUGGGCUGCGGUGUGGCUACUGGCUGGGGAGCAGUGACCAAUACAGCCAAGGUUGAGCCUGGCAGCAUAGUUGCUGUUUUCGGCACUGGAAGUGUUGGCUUGGCUGUUAUACAGGAGGCUGCUAGAAUCGGGGCUAAGCAGGUCAUUGCGAUUGACAUCAAUCCAGCUAAGGAAGAUAUGGCCAGGAAAAUGGGGGCUACUGACUUCAUCAACCCCAAGGAUUAUGGUGAUAAGCCUAUCCAGGAGGUGAUAGUGGAAUACACUAAGGGUGGGGUCGACUACUCCUUCGAGUGUGUUGGUAAUGUGAAGUUAAUGCGAAGUGCACUCGAAUGCUGUCAUGUUGGCUGGGGUCAAUCUAUCAUUGUCGGUGUCGCGGGUGCUGGCCAGGAGAUCGCCACUCGUCCCUUCCAGCUGGUCACUGGUCGUGUGUGGAAAGGUACGGCCUUUGGUGGCUUCAAAAGUCGUUCUGAUGUGCCUAAGUUGGUUGAGGAGUAUCUUCGGGGCGAGCGAGAUAUCGAUCCUUAUGUUACUCACAACUUCAAUUUGAAGGACAUCAAUAAGGGCUUUGACUUGAUGCAUAAGGGGGAGAGUUUACGUGCGGUUAUUUGGAUGGACAGUGACUGCCCAGAGGAGAAGAACUCUGCCAAAUGA